AAUGCUUCAAAAAAAUCCGAUGGCGCCUUGUCGGUAUCCAGGCCCAGCCCUCAACCUGGUGGCACCGGCAUCAGCGACCUGCUAGAGCCUGCCGUUGAUGGACCGCCGUCCCCCGAAAGGAUUCGCGCCCUGAAUAAGCAGAUGAAGAGGGCCUCUCUCUGGGACUCGCAAGGCUCACCCUUGACUCGCUCUCCGGCACCGGAUCGACCCUCCUGGGAACACUCUCAUGAGCACAAUACCCUCUCCAGGCACUCAUCUGGGCGGUCCACGUCAAGCAGCAUGCCGUCUCGUGAGCGACCGGAGAGUGUCCAGCUAUUCGGCAAAACCAUCUUCAACCGGGGCACGAGACUAAAGCGCGAGAGCAGUGCCAAUAGCUCUUCGGGCAGUUCCCUAUAUUCGACUGACCGUUCUAUCGACGGAACCGCCCCCCCUGCGAAAGAAUACGUUCCGGGCCUAUUCGGGCGCAAGAAGGUGCAACAGAAAGGCGACGCGUCUCUGGAUCGGCUGCCCUCGGACAACGGCAACAAGAAGUUGCAGAUUUCCGGUCCCUUCAACUUCCACCACGUCACACAACCACGACGUGAUCGUGUACCACACCCGGAGCGUGGGCAUCGGGCCGAGCCCGCAUCUGACUGGCCGGCGAUUCGUGGUGCUCAGUCGCCAACUGGUGCGUCGACGAGAGGCAUCGAAACUGGCGACGCCUUUCACCAUUCCAACCUGUCAUCUGAGGACUUUGCGUUUCAACAGGACGCUGCUUUUGUAGAUUCUUCAACAUCUGCCCCGCAUCGUACACCGCCGUCGCCUGUUGACCCUGCACCCCCCGUUUCUCGUGCGCCCAUCCCCCCACCGCGACUCUCGAGCAGAGCUUCGUUGCGAUACGACGGCGUCGAGCCAUUGGACAGGACUCCCCCGGGCCGUCCGCAAACUAGCGGUGGUUUCUACCCGCCCGAGUCUUUUGGGCCUCCUUCGUCGGGCAUGGACACUUACCCGGAUUUACAUGACGACGUGGAUCAGUUCCAGGGUUACGGCAUCUCGCCGAGUCCUCACUUCUCCCACGCUUUAACCACGCCGGAUGACGCCGCUUGGCCAUUGAAAACUAACACGGCCUUCGCGUAUGAGACCCCGUUGCCGAAUGUUCCCGAAGAGGAUGAGAAUCACGGGGCGGGCCGACGCUCACAGAUGAGCCUCGCCAGCAACAAUUCGUCUCUCCGAGGAAGCCACUCCGUGCCCAUGCUGCGCCAAGUCGCGCAACUUCAGUCCAACGGACCCCAGCGACCCCCAAGCGGCGCCUCUGAUACCCUGGGCCCUCUGGAGAGAACUGUCGCCCAUUCCGGGGCCUCGAACCCGAGGGGAAGAAACACAGAUGCGGGGAUCAGUGUGUAUCGUGAGAGCUGGGAGGACGACAUUGACUAUUGUUAUGAACAUGAGGCGGAGGCUGAUUUUGAGUACGCUUGGGAUCGACCAUCCCUCGAGAUCAACAGGGAAACGGAUUUUAUUCCAUCGACGAACAAGGAAGACAGGGCGGGGAAGGAGGGGAAAGAUGACAAGGAGGAUGAUUGGGGUGCAGACGCAGCCACGUCCCCGCAAGGUCCCAGGGGUGGUGAGCCUCAGUCCUUCGGAUUGAAGCCAGUGCCAGCACGUCACUUGAACAUUUCGGUGCUGGGCCCCGUGGAGGACUCGGUGGCAGAUGUGGUUAGUGUAACCAAGCCUACUGCGACCCAGGACUUCAAGGAAUCCCACGGGUUUACCUUAUCGCCAUCACUCUUGAUCCCGGGCGAUUACCAAGAGCAGAUGGUCAUGCCGGAGUUGAAGGUAGACAAGUUGCCCGACGAGUCAAUUGCACGCAUCGAAAACGACUUCCCUUACGUUGGCGAGCCACCCAUCACGCUCAGUACGUCGGGGCUUUACAUCAACGAGCGCCACAGCACCUCUACGACAGGUUCCAACUCGACUGGGCGGACAAGCGCCAGCGAAGAGCGUCACGUCUCGGCCCACUCCGACUCGACCGCUUUCACGCGCUACACGGCGAGCACCAUCUUUGAGAGCUGGAAUCCCAAGGCGCUCGAUGCUCCCGAGCCCGUCCCCUCGGUCCAACUCGAAUCGUUCUCCGACCUUCCCUCGCCAAAACGUGCCAAGGCGCCGACCAGCCCAAAGUCGGAGACCGAAUACGCCACGACCCAGUUGUUCCCUGGCGACGAGCGGGAUGAGGACGAGUACAGCGAUGUGAGGGGUGUGCACGGCGGCUUGCACGGCAGCGUCCUCGAUAACGACCAGCUCCCCACAAUCAAGGAGGCUUUCAAGCAGCCUUCACGUCAGAAGGGACACACGAACAACCCGAGCGUGUCUGGCAGGGGUUAUGCGCUAUUUCCUCCCGCUUAUAUCGGGAAUAGAAUCUAA
Molecule: messenger RNA, 2397 nt
Organism: Sodiomyces alkalinus F11
Lineage: Eukaryota; Fungi; Ascomycota; Sordariomycetes; Glomerellales; Plectosphaerellaceae
Exons: 3
Source: RefSeq, a predicted model, not a curated record